This is a messenger RNA of Centruroides sculpturatus (bark scorpion), 912 nucleotides long. RefSeq names its product M-phase phosphoprotein 6-like (gene Mpp6). Gene Ontology annotation, biological process: maturation of 5.8S rRNA. The transcript has 5 exons. The coding region runs from base 97 to 486 and encodes 129 amino acids. The record is from RefSeq and is a predicted model, not a curated record. NCBI's taxonomy places the organism in Eukaryota, Metazoa, Arthropoda, Arachnida, Scorpiones, Buthidae.
GACAAAAAAAUAUAAUUAUAAUAAUUUUACAGCAAAGGGAUGGCAACAUGGAGUUAAACCUAAAGCACAUGGUUUCGACGUGAUGGGAAGUUGUUUAUGUUCUAUCUUGUAUACGUUAUUUUAAAUUUAAAAAUGUACGAAUCACAGGAGUCAAAAACGAACCUUUCAAAAAAUCUGUUAAAAAUGAAGUUCAUGAAAAGGAGUAAAGAGAAAAUAGAACAAAAGCAAGAAGAAUUAGAAAAAAAAGCAUUAUUUGAAACAGAAUUAAUAGAUUUAUUAAAAAAAGAAGGGAAAAGAUUUCUAAUAGAACCCAGUUAUGCUCCUUGUGAACAGUUGGUUUUUGGAAGAAUGUCAUUUAAAGGAAUGAAUCCUGAAAUUGAAAAACUAAUGUUAGAAAAGCAAGAAGUACCAUUAUCACAAAAAAGAAAAAUGGGUGGCAUUUCAGAUAAAGAAUUUGCUGAAAGAAAAUUUAUCACUUUUGGUUGAUCAGAGGCAACUGACCAGAUCUGAUAAAGACACUCACUCUUGAUUGACUUCGGGUUAACCAAUAUAAGUGAGUCAGAAUUUUUAAUUCAUCAGGACUUAUUGUCGGAUCAUACACCAAUAGUUUUCUUUCUUCCUAGGAAAGAUAUGGAAAUGGGUGGUAAAUCGCUAAAAACACGUAGGAAAAUAAAUAAUUCAUCAAUACAUCUUUUACGUAAUGCACUGUCAGCUUGUUUUGCUUGGAAUUACUAUUAUUCCACAGAUCUUUCUGUUGACCAAUUGGCAGAUUACUUUCAGGUUAUCCUGCAGAUUUUGAUUGAUAAACACUUUCCUAUAAUACAGUAGAGCGUCGAUUUUCCGAAUCAAUUGGGGACUGGGGUUGUCCGGAUAACUGAUUUAUGUAUGAAAAAAUAGUUUAACGUAUCCAAU